Messenger RNA from Clarias gariepinus (North African catfish), 3182 nucleotides. It is a transcript of the gene btbd3a, whose product is annotated as BTB (POZ) domain containing 3a. Gene Ontology annotation, molecular function: protein binding. The transcript has 5 exons. NCBI's taxonomy places the organism in Eukaryota, Metazoa, Chordata, Actinopteri, Siluriformes, Clariidae. The record is from RefSeq and is a predicted model, not a curated record. Gene Ontology annotation, cellular component: cytosol. Bases 423 to 1805 code for a protein of 460 amino acids. Gene Ontology annotation, biological process: cerebral cortex development; neurogenesis; dendrite morphogenesis.
CAAGAUGGCGGCCGUCAGACUGACUUUAAACUUUUCUUGUUUUUUGCUCGAGUGUCUUGUUAAGAUUUAGAAGACUUUCUGAAAUAAUUAAGAAGUCACUGAGUGAUUAUUAUAUACGUACUAAAUUAUAUGUACAUAUCUUGUUUAUUUUUAUUUAUUUGUAAAUAAAGUGUGCAUUGUUAUUUUAUUUACCAGCCCAUUGCUAGCCUGUUAGCUGUUUACAUGCUAGCCUGGCUAAUCCCGCGAGCUGUGUAAAUCAGUGCACAUCCUGUAUCUGAUCAAUCCGCGCGCGCUACAGAAGAGAAUCGCGAGUCUGAGAUGGUCCCAUGUUUUUGGUGAAGCACUGCUAGCCGAUGUUACCAUAGGAACUACCUCUCAGCCAGACCAUGAUUGCACUCUGAGUACUCUUUAGGUACGAUAAAAUGUCCGCCGAGCUUUACGCUGCAAAGAAGCUGCCCCCGGCGGCAACGGCGGUGCAGCAGUACCAACAGCAGAACAUCAGCAACAAUAACACUGUUCAGGGCUGCAACUGGCAAGGACUCUAUCCCACCAUCAGAGAGAGAAAUGCAGUUAUGUUUAACAACGAGCUGAUAGCGGACGUGCACUUCGUGGUCGGUCCUCCUGGGGGAACGCAAAGAGUACCGGGGCACAAGUACAUCCUGGCUGUUGGGAGCUCUGUGUUCUACGCCAUGUUUUACGGGGAGCUGGCCGAGGACAAGGACGAGAUCCGCAUUCCGGACGUCGAGCCGCAUUCUUUCCUGGCCAUGCUCAAAUACAUCUACUGCGAUGAGAUCGACCUGUGCGCAGAUACCGUCCUGGCCACGCUGUACGCCGCCAAGAAGUACAUGGUCCCGCACCUGGCGCGCGCCUGCGUGGCGUUCCUGGAGACCAGCCUGAGCGCUCGCAACGCCUGCGUGCUCCUGUCGCAGAGCUGCCUGUUUGAGGAGCCAGAGCUGACGCGCCGCUGCUGGCAGGUGAUCGACGCCCAGGCCGAGCUCGCGCUCCGCUCCGAUGCCUUCUGCGACAUCGACUUGCGCACGCUGGAAAGCAUCCUCCGGCGCGAGACGCUCAACGCAAGUGAGACGGUCGUUCUGGAGGCGGCGCUCAGCUGGGCCGAGGCUGAGUGCCAGCGCCGUGAACUGCAGCCCAGCGUUGAGAACAAGAGGCUGGUGCUGGGGGACGCCCUGUACCUCAUUCGUGUCCCAGCCAUGUCGCUGGACGAGUUCGCGAACGGUGCGGCGCAGUGCGGCUUGCUCACGCUGGCCGAGACUAACGCCGUUUUCCUGUGGCACACGGCGGCUAACAAACCCGAGCUGCCCUUCGUCAGCCAGCCGAGGAAAGGCCUGACGCCGCAGCGCUGCCACCGCUUCCAGUCCUGCGCUUACCGCAGCAACCAGUGGCGCUACCGCGGGCGCUGCGACAGCAUCCAGUUCGCCGUGGACAGGCGCGUCUUCAUUGCCGGCUUCGGUCUGUACGGCUCCAGCUGCGGCUCGGCCGAGUACCAGGCCAAGAUCGAGCUCAAGAGGCAGGGCGGGACGCUGGGCCUCGCCGUCGUCAAGUACUUCUCGGACGGCUCCAGCGGCACGUUCCCGGUCUUUUUCGAGCACCCGGUGCAGGUAGAGCCCGACACAUUCUACACCGCCAGCGUGGUGCUGGAUGGCAACGAGCUUAGCUACUUCGGCCAAGAAGGGAUGACCGAGGUGCAGUGCGGGAAGGUUACCUUCCAGUUCCAGUGCUCCUCGGACAGUACCAACGGCACUGGAGUGCAGGGGGGUCAGAUACCCGAGCUCAUAUUUUAUGCCUGACAGACCAUCCUCCCUCUCACCCCCCCAGAUCCCCCUCGAGUUUGUACAGAUUAACCUCGUUGUCGACAGGCAGGGCGUCGCUGUUUACACUCGCAGUGUGAUGGCAGAGUUUCUGUCAUUGUCUGCUGAAAUUGCUGAGAACGUCUGGUUUUUGAUUUUAAAUUCCGAGUGCCAACUCGCAAGCGUUACAGAGUUACUAGCAUGACAAUCACCCUCAUCACCACAACCUGGGCGGACAAAACUACGUUUUAACCAUAACACACGAUUGCCUUAUCGUCCUCGCGCAUUCUAACACCAGGAACCGACUCUUCUGUCUCGUUCACCACCAUUCUUUAUUACUCCUAUUGACCGCCAUGACAUACGCUGGAAAGUGCACUCCUCUUAUCUCUCGACAUUAGACUACAAACACGGCUAGAUCAUGGCGUGACGUUCCAGGGAUUAAGUUCUGAUUAUCCUGGCCGUCCUUACCCUUUCGGAUAAUUCCUUCUUGUUCCAGGUUAAAGCACAACUGAUAAUCGCACAGAACUAUUUUGUUCGAUUUUUUUUUUUGUUAAUUUUUUCCCCCCAUCUCAAUAUUCAACCAGCGUCUUUACAUCUCCGACAUUUGUUUCUUUCCCAUGUAUAUUUUUGUGGAUUAGCUUUACUAGUACCAGAUGGACAGGGUUUUUAAUAUUAAUCACUGUAAAAUUCACCGUAGUGUCUGGAUCCAGGUUCUACAUGUCAGGUUCUGCGUCGUGCCUUGUGUUUCUGGUUUGCGAAAAAAAGAAAAGAAAGUAGUUCCUUAAUCCGAAGGUAGCUUUGGACUCAGAAGUAACGCUAACUUAAAGAGAGAGACAAAGUGUGAGGUCUUAAGUUGUAGCUGCUAGACCGGGCUCAGACGGAGAAAACAUCGCCCAUUAGUCACGUUUCUUUUUGUACACGUUAGAGGAAGGUAAGAACUAAAAGUGCUUUUAUUUUGUGAAACUGAUACUUGAUAUUUUUUUAUAUUCGGUGUUGUUUGUGUGUCCUGAUGUACAGUGUGUCCUGCAAACACUUGUCACUGUGGUUGAGCUUUCUCCCUUGCUGUUACUUUGUGAUUUAUAAUGAGUUCGGAUGUUUGUUUUUUUUUGGUCUGUUUUUGUAAGAGAAGGGCUUGACGAUGCGUCACGCUGCUCGUCACGUUGUUUUUUUAAUCUAUAAAUCUCACUCAUGCUCUGGUAUUUUCUGCUUGUACUGUAACUUUCUACCGGUGAAGAUGUUGCCGCUUGUUAUUGUUUCAUUCACUGUUCUUUUAGAGGAACACAAAAAAAAAAAAAUCACUUACUGCACCUUUUAAUCACAGUGAAGAUGCACAUGAUCUGAAAUAAAUCAUGAGUGAGAGUACUCACACACAAAUAA